Acanthoscelides obtectus is the source of this 468-nucleotide messenger RNA. NCBI's taxonomy places the organism in Eukaryota, Metazoa, Arthropoda, Insecta, Coleoptera, Chrysomelidae. The record is from the annotation of a GenBank genome assembly.
AUGCCUCACGUCGACAUCUUGUUCAACCAGUUACAGAAGAGAAAAACCGAGCCAGCUCAAGUUAAAACGGCUAUCGAUAAUUUUGAAAAAUGUAUUGUCGAUGUGAGAAAUAAAAUUAAUAACAUAAUAAAUGAAGCCAAAAGUAUUUGCACGGAACCCCAAGGCAACAAAAGGAGGCGACGUAAUAGUAGCAGUCACGAUCACCGAGUUGCCGCAUUAGAAGUAUGCGACAAUAUAAUUUCAAUUCAAAUAUCAUUUGGUAGCCGCAUCCCUUUUUUCCCCGAACACUUCGGAGAAUACUGUGGUAAGUUUCCUGAUGACAAGUUGGAAAUUACCUGCUUGGCUUAUCCCGAAUUAGAAAAAAGUCGUUUAAAGACAGAGUUGUCUGUUAUUUAUGCAUGGAAUGAUUGCCGAGAUUUACAUGGAACUCUGUCUCUUUUGAAAUGUUUGAUACAAAAUAGUUUGUAG